AUGGAGGAUUUGCUACUCAAAUGUUCUGUCCACAAGGACGAGACACUUAAAAUGUUUUGCCAGGACCACAUACAGCUGUGCUGCUCUGAUUGUGUUCUACUGAAUCACAGACAGUGCACCAACGCUGUACAGAGCCUGAGGGAAAAGAGCAAGAAAGAAUUUGAGUUCAUAGCCAGCAGGAAAUGUCUGAAUAAAAUACAAGAGUCUGAGACAUAUCUGAAGAAGAACUCUGUGAAGGAUCAGAGUUUAAUAAUAUUCCAGGCAGAUAUUGACAUUGAGCAGUUCCUGUCUAAAAAGUCAGGUUUAGGGAGGAUUGUAGCAGUGAAUCCAAACCAGGUGUUAACAGUGAAGAGAAAGGCCCAGUAUAAUGUGAAAAUAUCAAGUGACAGAAAUAAGAUAUGCUUCAUCGCAGGUAUUUGCAUCCUUCCUAGCGGCCAUGUCAUCAUUGUUGGUGAUAAUAAUAGAAGAAUUAAGCUAUUAGACAAGCAGUACAAUAUAGUCAGCCACUAUCACGUAUCAGGUUCUCUACAUGACAUUUGCCUGAUUACAUCCAGUGAGGUGGCUGUGACUGUUGGCAAAGAUGUGCAGUUUAUAUCUGUGAGGAAUGGGCAGCUGAUGACUGGGAGGAGGUUUCAGUUACUGAAUCGUGCUUACGGCAUUUUCCACCAUCAAGGCGCAGUGUACGUCACCUCCGGCACUGCCCUGUACCACUACACUCUGACUGGGACUCUUGUACAAAAGAUGUAUGGAGAUAUAGGAGUUGGCAAUAGAGUGUUGAUGUGUGCAUUGAGUCCUGCUGGGGACAGGGUUUAUGUUACCAACUAUCACCAUCUAACACUUGCCAUGGAUGCCACUGAUAUCUACAUUCACUGACCCUGAACUACACCAUCCAUGGGGUGUUCAUGUUACACCUAUAGGGCAAGUCCUUCUCUGUGGAAACGCCUCCCAUACUGUCAUGCAGGUGGAUCAUGAGGACAAAACGAAGCUGGCACAGAUAGAUGGAGUGAGCAGACCAAUGUCUGUCUGCGCCAACAAAAAUAUUGACCAGAUCGUCGUGGGACUAAAUAACAACGAAAUAAUUGUUAUGGAACUCCAAUAGCUCUACAUGUUGUAUAUAUAUAUCCUCUGAGUACAGUGUAUUGAGCGGUAAAGGAAACAAGUAAAUAUUUUCUAUAUUUAUGCAAACAAUGCAGCAAUAAACAAUACACAUUGAAAUAUUUAAUUAAUUACCGUUUAAUACAUGUCAAAAUGUGUUAUAUACAGCGUGUUUAUUCCCGCAACGAUGAUAGUUCCAUACACACAUGCACAAAAAAAUCCAAAACGCGCGUCGUUUACCAGGUAUCGAGACAUCACAUCCGAAAAUAGAAAGUACUCAUUUCAAUAUGCAAAAGGCAAAGGAAACUUCAAAAAAUCAAUACACUGAGCGUAUGUAUAUAAACUGAAACUAAAUGAUUUAACUUUUGUUAUAACUUCUUUUGACAAUUUAACAAGUUGCUGAUUUAUCGGUUAUUCUUUUUUGAGCAACAUGGACACAUACAAGUGCUUAGAAAUUGCAGAAACAAACUUUUGCCAUUUGUUCAAAUAAAUGUUGGCACAUGUGUUGUUUCUAUGAAAAUAUUCGAUUAAGCAUCCGAUUAAGACGGAGUAUACUCACUGAAAAUGUGUAUGAUGUCAUUUCAUCUAUUUUCGCAAUUUGCGCAGACAGUUAAUAUAUACAGUAAAUGGGUCGUAUGAGUAAAUGGUCAUGGCCACCGUAUAUUAAAACAGGUAAAUGGCAUGUCCUCAAUAACCUCAGUUUGUAUAUGGGUAUUGUUCUGAACUUUUGUGUACAAAGAGCUUAUAUGCUGACUUCAAUUGGGAUGCAUUUUGGAAAAGCCAAGAUUAAGAUCAAUUGUACUUAAAAUUAAAAACUGGUGAAUAUCUUAAGUUUGGAUGGAGGUCUUCGACUGAAAUUGUUUAUGCAAAUGUAUGUUUUAGGGCUUUAGAUUCACAGAUUUGCACACUUGUGUACGUGGCUUAUGCUGGUUGCUUACAUGCAGAUUGAUAAAGGUCAAGGUCACAGUAACUUAAAGAAAAACUGUUAUCGCCUCUGUAACUUGAGUUUAGAUGGGGGAAUUGAGAAGAGGUUGUGUGUGUAGGUAGCUUGCACGAAGACAAAUCUUGGGACUUCUGAAUUGUUUAAAAUUAAUAAAAGAGUAAAACAUUGAACACAUAUUGCCAUGUUUCUUGUUCUGUAAUAUAUAUAUAUGUCGGUUGCUUACAUGUAGAGCUAUUUUGGGGUUUGGAAGGGGCCUGUUGGAAUAAUGUCACUUUAAAUGAAUAUAAAUUGGGAAGGGGUCCUUGGGAUCAAGGUCAAUUUUACAAAAAAUAGAUUGAUUAGGGUCAUGUUUGAUCAAGGUCACUUUUAAACAAAACAACAUUUGGAAGAGGCCUGUGAGAUCAAUGUCAAUUUUACUAAACAAAUUGAGAUGGGGCCUGUGGGAUCAAGGUCUUUUAACUAAAAAUAGAUGGGGAGUGGGCCUGUGGAAUGAAAGUUUCUUUUCAUAAAAACAAAAAAAUCUGUGUCCACUCAAUAAGGGCAUACUGUGUUUAUUUUUGGUUAUCAUUUGUCUUCAUUUUGUUAAAUUCAGCUAUUCACAAACAUAUUUUUUAGAUUAACAGAUCUAUUUGAUAUUUGUUUGUUUUGGGUUUGGUUUUAUUUUGUUAAGUUACCUAGAACAGAAUAAUUGUUUUUCGUUGGUUUAGCCUGAUCACAUCUUUCAUGUUAGGUUUGUUAUGGUUUAUAUCGAGUUUGUUAAUACGUUAAAUGACGUCAUGAAAAGAAACACUUAUGCUGUUGAAGAAUGAAACGAAAGUUCCAAAACAUUGUUUAAAUGUUUGUAUUGUCAAAUUCAUGUUUUGUCAAUACUAAGAUAAAUAGCUGCAACUAUAAUACAAUAACUGUUAAAUAACACCAACAAUAUUAUUGCCAAUCCAUUACUCUUCAAAUUUGAUAUGAAUAUUGAAAUGAAUGAACAACAAAAACAUCGUUGAAUUAUCAAAAUUAAAAGCCAAUACUACGAGUGGUUAUGUGCUGUGUCCUUAUAGAUUAAAUCUUUUAUAAAACUGUUUUGUUUUUUGUUUGGCAGACAGAGCUAUAAACGUAGACCGGCAUUCGGUUAACAAAAUAAUAAAGCAUUAUUGUCUAAUUUAAGUUUGGCAUUUUGUAUUGUGAGUUAUUUUUCAAUAAACACGGCUGAAUUGCAUUUUGGGCCAGGUGGGGCGAGGUUACAGUUACUAAAAGUAGAAAACUAGUUUCAACUCAAUUGUUUUGAAUAGAGGUAAUGUGCUUUAACUUUGUGUGUGGAUUAUAUUUAUGCAUACCUUGCUUGCAACUUGAAGUAAACUCAACAAUAUUAGUCUGGCAACAGAUAAAUAUCCAGUUUCUUUGCAUGGU
Messenger RNA from Dreissena polymorpha, 3436 nucleotides. RefSeq lists its product as uncharacterized. NCBI's taxonomy places the organism in Eukaryota, Metazoa, Mollusca, Bivalvia, Myida, Dreissenidae. The transcript is spliced from 4 exons. The coding region runs from base 1 to 873 and encodes 290 amino acids. Gene Ontology annotation, molecular function: zinc ion binding. The record is from RefSeq and is a predicted model, not a curated record.